AUGGUCACUAAGGUUGUGGUAACACAGCCAAAGGUACCAGAGAAGAGCCCGUCAAAACCUAAGAAAGAGAUAGUUACUAAAGGGAAAAAACGGGUGGAAACCCCGGUAGAGUACCCAGCAAGCCUGAAAGUUGCCUUCGAGGCAACCGAGGCAGAACUGGUGAAGGCUCUUUGGGACGAGCUGGUGAAGAAGAAAUGCUCGCCAAAAUUCAAGUGGAUUAAAAAGGAGCCCCACGUGACGAAGAGUGGAACGUUUGCUAGUCUCGGCAAACCUCCACUAAGCCUCAUAACAGGCAACUUACCGGGAGAGAAACCAGCGGCUGCGUUGUUGGUGGUGAACCCUUUAUUGGGGGCGACACUGAUCACGCAGUUUAGCGGGACUCACACGGUAAUAGUGGAAAUCCGAAGCGGGAACAGGAGCCUCCACGUGGGCAGCACGUACUUCCAAUUCUCUGAGAGAACUGAACUCCAUGUCGAAAGACUGGAGAAAGUGAUCCGUGAGUUGGGCGGUGCGGACUGGAUCAUAGGGGGUGACUUCAACGCUAGGUCUACACUAUGGAAUGACACACAUAUGGACGUGAAAGGUGAAACGGUAGGUGACAUGAUAAUGGCCGGGGACAUGAUCUGCUAUAAUGUUGGUUCGACACCUACCUUCUACACUAGUAUGGUAUCCGCGAUACUUGAUCUGACGCUCGCGUCGGUAAGAGCCGCGGUGAAAGUAUCUGGUUGGAGGGUGGUCGAGGACGCGAUAUCCAGUGAUCAUCGGCUAAUAUUAUUCGACUAUGAUUGGGAUGAGGUAGAGACGACGACAAGUACAAGUAAGAGGUUCAAUGUCUGGAAAGCCGACUGGGACAUAUUUCGUCAAAAGCUGGCAGAGAAACUGUUUGACGGUCAAUCUAGCUGGCUGGAGGGAGAUAUUGAUUCCAGAGCGGAUUACCUAACCUCGGCAAUCAGUGGCGCGUGUAAGAAGUCGAUGCCGUACGUGAGGGAGCGGGCGUUCGGGGCUAAUUCGUGGUUCACGGAGUCUCAUUAG
Myzus persicae (green peach aphid) is the source of this 1032-nucleotide messenger RNA. RefSeq lists its product as uncharacterized. The coding region runs from base 1 to 1032 and encodes 343 amino acids. NCBI's taxonomy places the organism in Eukaryota, Metazoa, Arthropoda, Insecta, Hemiptera, Aphididae. The transcript has 3 exons. The record is from RefSeq and is a predicted model, not a curated record. Gene Ontology annotation, molecular function: catalytic activity.